Messenger RNA from Neoarius graeffei (lesser salmon catfish), 924 nucleotides. RefSeq names its product sperm acrosome associated 6 (gene spaca6). The record is from RefSeq and is a predicted model, not a curated record. Gene Ontology annotation, biological process: fusion of sperm to egg plasma membrane involved in single fertilization. Lineage: Eukaryota; Metazoa; Chordata; Actinopteri; Siluriformes; Ariidae. The transcript is spliced from 9 exons. The coding region runs from base 1 to 924 and encodes 307 amino acids.
AUGCAGGAUGUGAGUCUGGCUCAAGUGCUGUACAUGGAGUGGACUGAACAAAGCAUGCAAUGUUGUUUCCAGUGUUUUAUAGAUCAAUAUGACAUUGUCCGUCUGUGCUGGGGUCACAUUCUCAGUAAAUACAACAUUCGUAAUAUAGAUGCCUGUUUCAAAACCCUGGACAGAAUAUUCAACAACAAUCCAAGAGUAAUCGAGGCAGCUAAAGUAGGGAGAGGCUAUGACACAGUACUAAAGGAGCUUUUGAGGGCUGAAAUCAGUCCUAUUGUGGAAGAAUUUCACCAGAAUAUGAAUAAUGAUACAGUGUAUGAAGUUAAGUUACAAGCUGCUGCAGACACUUUCAUCAUAAUGGCCACUGGUCUGCCUAGAGCUUCUGGAUGUUUCCCUCCUUGUGGUUUUCAGGCUGAUGGCACUGUCUAUAACUGCGUGACUUGUCAGUAUGACUCCUGUGAAUUUCCAUUGGAUUGUCCAUUGCAGGAAAUCAUUGUGUUGGAAAACAAUAGAACUCAGAUGUGGUGUCAUGUGCCAUUUGUUUUGCCAAGUGACAUACAGAUAGUUUGGAGGUAUGCAAAGAUCAAGACACUGUUGAUGAAUCAGUUUAAGGAGGUGACAGUUGGCAUGGAUAAGCUCUUCUCCAUACCAUCAGCCCGACUAGAGCACUCGGGUACAUAUCAGUGCGAGAUCUUUUCCCAGGAGCGCUCACUAGUCCGCAUCUACUUUCAUGUUACAGUUGUCCCUAAUGAGGAAGUUGGUCAUGCAGAACUGCAGGAUGUGUUUGAUAACGCUCUCUUACCUGCUGGACAGUUUCUACUUUUGCCCUCUGUACCUUCAUUUUCACUGCUGAGGCUGCCUAGUCCAGCCCUCCUCACCAUCUGUCUGACAUCAUUGCUAUUGGUGCUGUUCCUCACUCUAGGGUAA